Cladophialophora carrionii CBS 160.54 is the source of this 1332-nucleotide messenger RNA. RefSeq lists its product as uncharacterized. The record is from RefSeq and is a predicted model, not a curated record. Gene Ontology annotation, molecular function: NADH dehydrogenase activity. The transcript has a single exon. NCBI's taxonomy places the organism in Eukaryota, Fungi, Ascomycota, Eurotiomycetes, Chaetothyriales, Herpotrichiellaceae. Bases 1 to 1332 code for a protein of 443 amino acids.
AUGACUUCCCCGAGCAAACCUCGCCUAGUCAUCAUAGGUUCAGGAUGGGCGGGCUUCUACCUUGCCGAGAACAUCGACCUGAACGCAUACUCCGUCACCGUGAUCUCUCCGCGUCGCACAUCGGCAUAUACACCCCUCCUAGCCUCAGCAGCAGUAGGCCUCUUCAACUUCUACCUAGCCGAGGAGCCGGUGCGCAGCAAGUCCCGGUGCGCCCUCCGCUUCAUCAAAGCCAACGUCCUGGACAUCAACUUCCCGGCCAAGACAUGUCGAUGCGCCCCUGCCUUUGACGAAGACCCCCAGCUCGCGAAUGACGAGUUCGACGUCGAAUACGACUAUCUCGUCAUCGCGCCAGGGUGCCAGCCCAACACCUUCGGCACCCCGGGCGUGGCCGAGCACGCUAUCUUCAUCAAGAACGUCUCGGACGCCAUGAAAGUGCGAAAGACAAUGUUCGACCUCCUCGAGAAGGCGUCCCUUCCCAACGUCUCGCCCACGCGCGCCAAGGAACUUCUACACAUCGCCAUCGUAGGCGGCGGGCCCACGGGCAUUGAAUUGACCGCCGAACUCGACGACCUGUGCCAGGAUGAACUCCGCUACAUCUACCCGCAGGUCGCCGAGCAUGUGAGCAUCUCCAUCUACGACGUCGCCCCGCACAUUCUCUCGGCGUAUGAUAGCAAACUGCACGAGUACGCGACCUCGCAGCUGGAGAAGCGACACAUUGACGUCGCGCCCAACACGCGCAUCGAAAAAGUCGACAGCCAAGCGCUCUACAUCAAGGACAAAGGCCGCGUCCCCUACGGCAUGCUCAUCUGGGCCACGGGGAACAAGAACGUUCCUCUCCUCGAGACCAUCGACGUCAAGCUCUCGGAAAAGGGCCUCAAGCGGAUCCUGACGGACGAUCACCUCCGGGUGUUCAAGCCCGGGGAGGUAGGCGGCAUUCAUGACGGCGUCUUCGCACUAGGCGACGCCGCCGACAUCGAGGGUGCCUCCCUCCCCACGACCGCCGAGGUGGCGGUCCAGAAGGCCAAGUAUUUGGUGCGGAAUUUCAACGAGCUGGCCAAAUCUUCUGGUGCCGGUGCCAGUGGUGCCGGGACUGAUUCGGCCUUCACGCAGCCGUUCACAUAUUCCCAGAAGCAGUUGGUGAGUUAUAUCGGGGCCCACGACGGGGUCAUUGCGGGGAAAGGACCCAACAGUGAAGGGUGGACCGGGCGGAGUGCGUGGCUGGCCUGGCGGAGCGGGAGUCUCAUGUGGAAUCGCAACUGGAGGUCGAGAGUCACGAUUGCCUUGACCUGGAUUCUCAAUCGGAUCUGGGGCAAGGAGAUUGCGAAGAUGUAG